AUGGCUAUCACUCGAAAACAUCUGGAUGACGCUACACUCUACCACUCUUCGUCACAUGAAGAGUUCAUAAAACAGAGUCGCCGUCUCAAUAGAGUUUGGGUAGAGAUUGGAAAGGCUGCGGGGUUACAUAAAACAAUGAUCACAAAGCUGAAAUACGAACUUCCUACUUGCCCAGUUUUAUACCUGCUAAUAAAAACACACAAACUCUCUUCCUUUGCUUUCCUUUCAGAAGACCCGGAUGUAUUCAAAGUACGUCCUAUCAUAAGCAACGUAGGUGGCCCCACGGACAGAAUAUCUUGGCUUUUGAACGCUAUACUUGCACCAUUGCUCAAGUAUGUUCCCGCGCAUCUAUCCAACACCAACAUGUUCCUUGAGCAGCUUAAAAGAGCGCGUUCAGAAAAAGAAUGUGUCAUCGAAUCUUUCGAUGUCACAUCGCUUUAUACAAAUGUUUCCAACGGCGCUGCAAUGCAAGCUGUGUUCGAGCUACUCGUAGAACAUCGGGACACCUUAGACUUGCACGGGUUUUCCAUAAGGCAAAUUAUGAUGCUCCUGGAUGAAUGCUUAAAGUGCUCCAUUUUUCGUUGGGCCGGCAACUACUAUAGACAGGUCAGGGGAUUGGCCAUGGGACAAAGACUAGCUCCCACACUAGCCAUUGCAUUCAUGUCCAAAAUAGAACAACCCAUUCUGGAACGGAAACCUUUCCUGUAUUGCCGUUAUAUUGAUGACUGUUGCAUUAUAUGCCCCACUCAAGACGAGAUGGACACUUGCUUCGAGCUUCUAAACCAACAGUCCCCUUACAUACGGUUCACAAGGGAGAAACCCAAAGAAAAUUGGCUGUCCUUCCUCAAUGUGGAAAUACAGUGGUCCAAUGGUGAAUGGAAGACACGAUGGUUCCGAAAACCUAGCAGCAAAAACAUUUUAGUUCAUUGUCUUUCCGCUCACCCUUGGAAAACUAAGAAAUCUGUGGUUAAAAACAUGUUUAGGACAGCCGUAAGGGUGACAUCAGAUGUCCAGGAGCGGAUCGAUGCGAUCAACCUAGCGCAACGCAUCGCGAAUUCUAACGGUUACAUUGGUAAUGUAGCACGUAGGCCAGAUCUUGGUGCGCAGCAAGAAUAUGCCACACGGGUUGAGUCGAAUAAGAUCAAUUUCUGCCUGCCCUUCAUAACCGACGACCUGAGUAAAGCUAUACGGGCUAGUCUGGUGAAAUGCGGUCUCGAGGACCAAGUGAGAGUUGUGGAAAUACCUCCAACAAAUCUCAAAAAACAACUAGUUCGAAACAGAAUGUACGACCGCUUCUGUCUCACUCCAGACUGUGUAAUAUGCCCAUUCGGGAAGGAAGGGGACUGCAUGGUCUCUGGUGUAGUCUAUCUAAUUUCGUGCAAAACAUGUGGGGACCAAUACAUUGGCGAAACAGGGCGCCCCCUUUGUAUUCGCAUUAAAGAACAUCUAAGGGGGAUGAAACAAUCGAAUGCAGCAACUCCCCUCGGAGUUCACCGCAGACAAUGUCAUGAAAACGUUCCUUUCUGCGUAGCUGUCACAAUUCUAUCGUACGAACCCGAAAUUAUAGCUCGCAGAACUUUAGAAGCGUUUUGGAUAAAUGCAAAAGGUCCAAAAAUGAAUAGAAAGGAAGAGUGCUUAGCCGUGACAAACGAGCUGGCUCUGUAUCAAGACCUUUGCGGGUUUGAUCUACGGGGUCAUAUGCGGGUCGCAUCCUAA
This is a messenger RNA of Necator americanus (New World hookworm), 1716 nucleotides long. RefSeq lists its product as uncharacterized. Bases 1 to 1716 code for a protein of 571 amino acids. The record is from RefSeq and is a predicted model, not a curated record. The transcript has a single exon. NCBI's taxonomy places the organism in Eukaryota, Metazoa, Nematoda, Chromadorea, Rhabditida, Ancylostomatidae.